Cryptococcus amylolentus CBS 6039 is the source of this 660-nucleotide messenger RNA. RefSeq lists its product as hypothetical. NCBI's taxonomy places the organism in Eukaryota, Fungi, Basidiomycota, Tremellomycetes, Tremellales, Cryptococcaceae. The transcript has 5 exons. The record is from RefSeq and is a predicted model, not a curated record. Bases 1 to 660 code for a protein of 219 amino acids.
AUGCCUCUUUCACCCGUGCACGCUGCCCCAGUCCACGGUGGUAUCGUCGUGGAGGCGAGAGGGUACGGCCAGGAAGUGUUGCCGCCUCGCUGGUCGUCUGACGGUCGGUAUGACAGGCCCAUCACUCCCCAAUCGCCAUUAUCUCCGCCACCAUCUCCCCCCUUACGAGGUGUCGCAGCUUAUGGAGUGAAGCGGCAGGAUCGCUACAUCUUUAGACCCCUCCUCGCGUCAACACCCGUACCACCCACGGCGCCAACAACUGCUUCGACCCCGACCACUCCCAUCUCUUCCUUGUCCUCAGAGCCUCGCCUGCCUCCCAGUGCUGGUUUUCCCACACAGGACUAUUUGAGGCUUGUGUCGAUUGCCAAGAACCACACGAGGCCCCCGCCAGCUCGCCCUCCUCCUUCAACUUUCCUUUACGAUGAAAUCCUCAUUAUCAGCGACCACCACAAGAUAGACGGUCUCCCUCCCAGGCCCGGCUACUUGGCAUUCUCUUACAAAGUGUAUACCGGCACCUCUAGCGUUCGGAAGGCGGCCGCAGCAUUUCAGAGGAGCCAGUCUACCAUCUCAAAGUACUUGCACGAGGUCGUCACCGCCCUUACUAGCACGUCUUUCCACGAUCGAUGGAUCGUGCAGCCGACCUCUGACACCCUCCUCUGA